Messenger RNA from Phaeodactylum tricornutum CCAP 1055/1, 1601 nucleotides. It is a transcript of the gene ACD1, whose product is annotated as short chain acyl-coenzyme A dehydrogenase. Bases 134 to 1444 code for a protein of 436 amino acids. The transcript is spliced from 3 exons. NCBI's taxonomy places the organism in Eukaryota, Bacillariophyta, Bacillariophyceae, Surirellales, Neidiaceae. Gene Ontology annotation, biological process: butyrate catabolic process; fatty acid beta-oxidation using acyl-CoA dehydrogenase. Gene Ontology annotation, molecular function: flavin adenine dinucleotide binding. The record is from RefSeq and is a predicted model, not a curated record.
CACUUGUGUCGGUGGCUCCAACAAAUUACUUCCAUUGCCAGCAAGAACUAGCUGACAUCAAUAGACGUUGGCAGUCGUUCCGAAAAAAACCUCCCUGUCCCUGAACACCAACGUAAUCUCCACACUGAUCAUCAUGUCGUUGCUCACUCGCGCUGUUACAUUUGCUCGUCCAAGUCUUGCAAACGCCGCGUUUCGUGGUUCCGUCGCCUCGAACAAGGCUGUCGGUUCGUCUCCCCUAGCUGGUUUGUCCAGGAAAUCCUACAUGACAUACUCGAUGCUUCCAGAAGAGCAUCGUAUGAUCUACGAAAUGUGCCGCAAUUUUGCGAACGAAAAGCUGGCACCGCAUGCCGGAGAGUGGGAUGAAAAACACAUGUUUCCGAAAGACGCCGUAACUCAGUUGGCGGAACUGGGUCUCAUGGGAAUUAACACUCCGGAAGAGUUCCAGGGAUCAGGACUGGACGCCAUGUCCUACGCCAUUGCGAUGGAAGAAAUCUCUCGUGGAUGUGCUUCGGUUGGAGUCAUUAUGAGUGCACACAAUUCCCUCUACCUGUACCCAGUUCAGACGUUUGGUACAGACGCGCAGAAAGAAGAAUGGGCGGCACCCUACGCAGUGUGCGACGAUGGCUCGGGCGGCAAACUAAACAUUGGCUGCUUCGGUCUUUCGGAACCAGGAAAUGGUAGUGACGCUGGUGCUGCCGCUACGACGGCGACACUCGAUGGGGAUGAAUGGGUUGUGAACGGAACCAAAGCUUGGAUUACGAAUGCGCACGAAUCUGGAGCUGCUAUAGUUUUUGCAACGACCGAUAAGUCACUCAAACACAAAGGAAUCUCUGCUUUUAUUGUUCCAAUGGACGCUCCCGGUUUCUCGUUGGGGGCCAAGGAAGACAAACUCGGCAUUCGGGCCUCGUCGACGUCAAACCUGAUUAUGGACAAUGUCCGUAUUCCCAAAGAUAAUUUGCUCGGAGAGCCCGGAAUGGGCUUCAAAAUUGCCAUGCAGACAUUGGAUGGUGGUCGCAUUGGAGUGGCCGGACAGGCGUUGGGUAUCGCGUCGGCAUCGAUCGAUUGUGCCGUGAAGUAUGCCUUGGAGCGUCACGCCUUUGGCAAACCGAUUUCUGAGCUGCAGUCCAUACAAAACAAAAUUAGCGCCAUGACGGUGGCUCGGGACUCGGCUCGGCUGUUAACGUGGAGGGCUGCUCAGCUCAAAGACAACGGGGAACGCUUCACGAGAGAAGCCGCCAUGGCCAAGCUUGCGGCAUCGGAAGCGGCGACCAUGUGCAGUCACCAAGCGAUACAGAUUUUGGGCGGAGCGGGCUACGUUCGAGACUUUCCAGCGGAACGGCAUUAUCGUGAUGCCCGAAUCACCGAAAUUUACGAAGGUACGAGUGAAAUCCAACAUUUGGUGAUUGCCAAUGAUGUUUUGAAGGAGUACAAGAAUUCCAAUUGAAUAUAAAAGGAAUCGACAAGUAAGUGAUACCGAAGCCAUUGCUCGUUUCUAAGCACGUAGCGAUAGGACAAAGGCCUAGAUAUUGAGUUUGGCUGAGCUAGUGGUCAACCAUUUAGCAGUAGCUAUCGAUAACAGUAUUCUCCUGCGGAAACAACCC